UUAUCAAAUAUCAAAAUUUAUUUAUCAAAAAUCAAAAAUUAUUUAUCAACAAUCAAGAAAUAUUUAUCAAAUAUCAAGAAUUAUUUAUCAACAAUCAAGAAUCAUUUAUCAAAUAUCAAGAAUUAUUUAUCAACAAUCAAGAAUUAUUUAUCAAAAAUCAAGAAUUAUUUAUCAAAUAUCAAGAAUUAUUUAUCAACAAUCAAGAAUCAUUUAUCAACAAUCAAGAAUUAUUUAUCAACAAUCAAGAAUUAUUUAUCAAAUAUCAAGAAUUAUUUAUCAACAAUCAAGAAUCAUUUAUCAAAUAUCAAGAAUUAUUUAUCAAAAAUCAAGAAUUAUUUAUCAAAAAUCAAGAAUUAUUUAUCAAAAAUCAAGAAUUAUUUAUCAAAAUCAAGAAUCAUUUAUCAAAAAUCAAGA
Lottia gigantea (owl limpet) is the source of this 414-nucleotide messenger RNA. RefSeq lists its product as hypothetical. NCBI's taxonomy places the organism in Eukaryota, Metazoa, Mollusca, Gastropoda, Lottiidae. The transcript has a single exon. The annotation marks the transcript as partial. The record is from RefSeq and is a predicted model, not a curated record.